Messenger RNA from Linum trigynum, 1278 nucleotides. The record is from the annotation of a GenBank genome assembly. Lineage: Eukaryota; Viridiplantae; Streptophyta; Magnoliopsida; Malpighiales; Linaceae.
AUGGGGAGCCGAGACGGUGGCGAUGAGGCGAUGAGGGAAGCGCAGGAGGAGGAAGAAGAGGAGGAAGAUACUGGCAAUCUGGUGGACUCGCCUCCCACGACUGGCGGCGGUGGAGGUGGUGGGUCUUCAGAGGUCGGGGGUGGUGGCGGAGGUGGAAGCGGAGGAGUGGUGAACAGUAAAGUGAAGGGGCCCUGGUCGCCGGAGGAAGACACGGUGCUAAGUAAACUGGUGAGCAAGUUCGGGGCGAGGAAUUGGAGCUUGAUCGCUCGGGGUAUUCCAGGCCGGUCUGGUAAAUCUUGUAGGCUCAGAUGGUGUAAUCAGCUUGACCCUUGUUUGAAACGGAAGCCUUUCACUGAUGAAGAAGACCGUAUCAUUAUUUCAGCUCAUGCUGUCCAUGGAAACAAAUGGGCAGCAAUCGCAAAAUUACUGCCCGGUAGAACAGAUAAUGCUAUUAAGAAUCACUGGAAUUCAACUCUAAGGCGCAGGUAUUCUGAGCUGUCAAGAUUCAAACGUGCAGCUGUCAACAUGAUGCUAAUGGAAAAUGGAAGCUACGACAGAACGAAGGCAUCAUCCUCAGAAGAAACUCCUUCGGUUGGUGAAGGCAAUUCAGUACAACCCAUUGAACAGCGAGAUGUUGCAAUGGAAGAAAGACCCCAGAUGGAUGAGGAGAUUUGUAACACUCGGGAUGUGGUUCACUAUGCCCCGGUCUUACCCCAGGAACAGGCUCCUAGCCUUCCUCGUCCUGUGCCGAGAAUCAGUGCAUUCAGUGUUUACGUUCCUCCCAAUGGCCCAAAAUCCAGCAGUGCAGCCUGUCACAUAAGACAAAUUCCAAACCACAAACCUUUGGUCCAAUCUUUAAAACACGACUCUUUUGGAAGUGGAAAGUUUCUUGAAGGAGUUUGCAGCGAGCCGACAGUUCCUCCAAAAUGUGGGUUUGGCUGCUGCUCAACACCAAGUGGUGGUAGCUUGUCCGGGAGCUCGGUAUUGGGACCCGAAUUUGUCGACUACGAAGACUCAUCACACCCCUCUUUCUCAAGUCAGGAGCUAAUCUCGAUCGCGACAGAUUUGAACAACAUAGCUUGGAUAAAGAGUGGGCUUGAGAACAGUAAUAACAGUUUCUUACAAGGCAGUGCUGCUGCAAGCCAGAGAAUCGUCCCUCAAGCACCAGCCUUGGCUUCACAAAUGGGAAUGCCUGAACAGAACUUCAGAAAUGGCCAUAUGGAUGGUCAAACUAAGUUCGUCGGGGUGAUGCCAGAUCAUAUGUCAUAUGCCUGCUAG